AUGUUGCCGCAUGAGCUCCCAUCGGUCGCCCUCAUCGGGCUCGGCCUAGCUAUUUCUUAUUUGAUUAUCACGCGUGUCCAGGGAUUUUUGCGUUCGAGACACAUACCAGGUCCGUUUUGGACCGCGUGGACGGAUCUCUGGGUGAUUCGCGCGCAGUUGAGCGGCCGUUUCUGCUUUAUCCUGCAGGAUGCAAAUAAGAAAUACGGUCCCAUUGCAAGAAUCGCACCCAACUGGGUUGUGUGCGGCGAUGCUGCAGAACUGCGGCGCAUCUGGGGUGUCCGGUCGGCCUUCAAGCGACCAUUUUGGUACCGGAGUUUUCGGUUUGACCCUUACAAGGACAACGCCUUCUCUACAACCGACGACCAAAUCCAUGAGGCCCUGAGGGCAAAGCUCAUGCCAGGCUACGGCGGCAAAGAUGUCGACAACCUUCAUCAGCUCAUCGACCGGCAGGUCGCAGGGUUGGUGUCGUUACUUGAAAAUAAGUAUCUCUCGAGCGAAGGUGAAUUCAAACCCGUCGAUCUGGCGCGCAAGGUCCAAUAUUUCACUCUCGAUGUCAUCUCCGCCCUCGCAUUCGGCAAGGAACUCGGCUAUCUCGAGGCCGAUAAAGACCUCCAUAGCUACAUUGCAACCACGGAAAGCACCCUCCCGAUCAUGCUUACCAUUGGCUUCCUCCCGUGGCUCCUCCGGGUUAUCCAGUCCCCACGGCUCAAGGCGUUCAUGCCUGACAUUGACAAGGUUGUCGGUAUUGGCACCGUGAUCAAAACCGCCCACCAAGCCGUGGCCGAGCGGUACGGUGAAAAGCCGGUCAUCAAGAGGGACAUGCUCGGCUCCUUCGUCGCCCACGGCUUGACUCGGGAGGAAGCCGAGGGCGAGACUGUUGUUCAGAUUAUUGCCGGUUCUGAUACUUCAGCAACUGCCAUCCGUUCCACUCUACUUUUCAUCAUCACAAACCCCCUGGUCUACCGCCGUCUCCAGGCCGAAAUUGACACCGGUAUUCAAGAGGGGCGCAUUUCGUCUCCCAUCACCGACGCCGAAGCCAGAGAGCUGCCUUACUUGCAGGCUGUCAUCCGCGAGGGCUUGCGCUUGUGGCCCCCCGCGACCGCCGCGCUGCCCAAGGUUUCCGAUCAGGACCAGGUUGUCUGUGGUGUCCAUAUUCCGGCUGGCACCAACAUUGCUUGGGCUCCGUUUACCUUUCUCCGGAACAAGGAGACUUUUGGCGAGGAUGCCGAUGUGUUCCGCCCUGAGAGAUGGCUCAACAUUGAUGUAGACAGGUAUAGGACCAUGGAUCAGACUGUUAUGAUGGAGUUUGCUUCUGGCAGCCGCUGGGAGUGUCUGGGCAAGACUGUGGCACAGAUUGAGUUGAACAAGACAUAUGUUGAGCUCCUCCGUCGUUUCGACAUUGCCUUGCUCGAUCCCACCAAUCCUUGGACGUCGUUCAAUGCGGCUGUCUUCAUCCAGAGCGAUAUGAAUGUGAAGGUUACGAAGAGGGAUCUGGCUUAA
Messenger RNA from Dichotomopilus funicola, 1500 nucleotides. RefSeq names its product Pisatin demethylase. The transcript has 3 exons. The coding region runs from base 1 to 1500 and encodes 499 amino acids. The record is from RefSeq and is a predicted model, not a curated record. Gene Ontology annotation, molecular function: oxidoreductase activity, acting on paired donors, with incorporation or reduction of molecular oxygen; iron ion binding; heme binding. NCBI's taxonomy places the organism in Eukaryota, Fungi, Ascomycota, Sordariomycetes, Sordariales, Chaetomiaceae.